Hevea brasiliensis (rubber tree) is the source of this 1616-nucleotide messenger RNA. Its product is annotated as ethylene-responsive transcription factor ERF062. Gene Ontology annotation, biological process: regulation of DNA-templated transcription. Gene Ontology annotation, molecular function: DNA binding; DNA-binding transcription factor activity. The record is from RefSeq and is a predicted model, not a curated record. Lineage: Eukaryota; Viridiplantae; Streptophyta; Magnoliopsida; Malpighiales; Euphorbiaceae. Bases 74 to 1459 code for a protein of 461 amino acids. The transcript is spliced from 2 exons.
ACCAAAGAACACUGAGCUGUUAGCUUUUGAUUGGUUUAUUUGGACAAAAACAUCUGUGAAUGGAAAGAACGAAAUGGAAGGCGGUGAAAUUAUAUUCUGUUUGAAACUUGUAGAUCUGACACAGAUGUUUCCGAGAAUGGAGACCUUCAUACGAGAAGACUUGCCUUGUUAUAGUUUUCAUGGAAUGGCUACAGGAUCCAAAUAUUUUCAUGAUUCCAUCAUUUGGGGAGCUUCAACUGAGACUACUACUUGCAGGGACAAUGGGAAUAGUGGCAUCAAAUCAACAACAUCAUCAUCAUCAUCUUCUUCUUCUGAGAGAUUUUUUUUGAGUUCUGAUUCUAGUUCAUCGGUGGAGGAGGCUUCAGGUACCAAUAAUUUGAUUGGUAACAUCCCGGGGUUUGUUGAACAGGAUGUUACCAAACAAAUCCAUGCAAGUUGUUUUCUUUCGGGAUUGAGUUCUUCUAUCAACUCUCCUCUCUCUGGAGCGUCACUAUCUGCUACUAUCAAAGAAAGCUCCAAUAUUCCUGUAAAUUUCUUAGAAUCUUUUCCAAAAAUAAAUCAAAAUCCAGCAUCUGAGCCAUCUUCUCCAACGAAAUUCCCAAAUUUGACUUUGUUUUUGCAGGAACCUAGAUUGUUAGAUCCAUCCAAACAAAAGAAUACUGCUGAUUCACUCAGUGAGAAUCAAAGAUUCGAGCCAAUGUUACUGUUUCCAAACACUUCAUUUUCCGUGCCUCAGCUUGGGCAAACUCAUUGCCAACCAAGCGAAGAAUGGCUCAAAAUUAAUCAAACCUUGACAGACUAUCCCACCAGAGGCUUCAGUGAUUAUUGGCUUAGCACUACCAAGACACAGCCGAUGAAAUACACUGGUCGAAGAUUGCAGAAUGAGCAUCAAAAGUCCUCUUUAUCAUCGGCGGCAUCGUCACCGGGAAAGAUGUUUAGAGGAGUGAGGCAAAGACACUGGGGCAAAUGGGUCGCAGAGAUUAGGUUACCAAGAAACCGGACAAGGGUUUGGUUAGGGACUUUUGACACGGCAAAAGAGGCCGCUAUUGCUUAUGAUACAGCUGCCUAUAUGUUACGUGGAGAUUAUGCACAUUUAAAUUUCCCAGAUCUUAAGCCUCAACUUAAAGCCAAUUCUCAGAAUGGAACAACGGCAGCCCUUCUUGAAGCAAAGUUACAAUCAAUAUCAAAGGACAAUGUUAAUAUUGAUGCACCAUCACCAUCAUCAAACCAGCAUAUAUAUGAAAAUAACACAAAGCAGCUCAGGAGUUUGGGCCAAAACCUAUCAAGAAAAGAGUGGCAAUUUGAGUUGGAGAGCAAAGUUGGAUUUGAUUGUGAAGUGAAUGAGAACAAGAAUGCUCAGGAGGUUGUAGCAUCUGAUAUAGAUGCUGUUCAGUUAAGCAGAAUGCCUUCCUUGGACAUGGACAUGAUCUGGGAUGCUUUGUUGCGCUCUGAUUCAUGAAUAUAUGUAAAUAUUUCCCCUCACUUUUUAUAUUUUCCGACUGAGUAUAUAUAUACGGUGCUUAGAUUGCCUUAGAUUGAAUAGAUGUUCAUUAUGGUAUUUAUGUUUCUGCCUUGAAUAGCAUAUACUAAUUGAAUUUUUCUUUUUCUUUUAUUAA